Molecule: messenger RNA, 1635 nt
Organism: Alternaria atra
Lineage: Eukaryota; Fungi; Ascomycota; Dothideomycetes; Pleosporales; Pleosporaceae
Exons: 5
Coding region: 1-1635 (544 amino acids)
Biological process (GO): secondary metabolite biosynthetic process
Molecular function (GO): acyltransferase activity, transferring groups other than amino-acyl groups
Source: RefSeq, a predicted model, not a curated record
AUGUUGGUGUUUGUUCACCCAAUUCACGCCACGACCAUGUCCCUAGAUUUCCCACUAGUAUUGCGCAACGGCCGGCUUUUUGAACCCAUUGCUAGCACCAUCCCCCGCUUCCUCGACAUGCUCAGCAAAGCACAUAGUCCGCCCGUACAGACAAAUUCGUUUCAUCUAUCAUGCCUAGAUCAGAACAUCGUGCGCGUAUACAUACAGACCCUGUGUAUUUUCCCCUUUCCUGAUCUGAAUGACGCCGAAACGGCCAUACAAGCUCUCGGUGUCGGGCUUCGUCUCACACUCAACAAGUUUCGCUUUCUUGCUGGUACACUCACACUUGCGGACCGAAAGGCUGGGAAACUCGCUCUCAACUAUCCGACUGAGAUCACAAGCGAGCAACUGAAUAGAGUGUUCCGAUCAAAGCAAAUUCCAUACCAUGAGACAGACUUCCCACACACCUACGAACAGCUCAAAAGACAUGGCAUGCCACCAAGUGCACUUCGAAGUGCUAUGUUUGUUCCGGAAGAUCUGGGAAACUAUGCUGGCAUUCCACGAGAUGGCGAAGGGAAAGUAGACUUCGAUAAGAGCGACGCACCCGCGAUGCGGACUCAGGCGUUCUUCAUACCCGGCGGCCUCGUACUUUCCAUGUACAUGCAUCAUAGUGUUGUCGAUUUCUCCGGCGUUACCCUCUUCUGGCAGACUUUCUCCGAGAAUGUUUCCAAGAUCUCAAAGCAGCAACUCUUCGAAGAGCACAAGAUCAUGGAUAUGGGAAGCGUCGCCGAGAGACACUCCCUAAUGCGGAAAGCCGUUGACGAGCAAAUCACGCCACAGCGAGGUGAGGGCAGUGCAGAUUGCUAUUGCGAUGGUCCGCCUCAGUAUUUGAAAACUCUACCCAAAGAGACAAAAUGUACUCAAAGGCUCUUCGUCAUUCCAGCAUCACGGGUGCGCGAGUACAGGGAGGUUCUGCGCGCCUACUUUCCCGAGGAUACCCCUCCGACUAUGUGCAAUGUCCUCGCAGCCCUGGUCUGGACGCAUGUUACCCGCGCUAGAGCAGGUCGCCUGAUCAAGUGCGGGUUGACAGAGACCAGUGUCGGUAUCGCAACGGACUUACGAAGAAGACAACAUCCUCCCGUUACUACAGACUACAUGGGAAACAUGGCGUUGUUCUCACGGGGCACGAUGAACGUCUCCGAUCUCACAUCAGAGGACCGUGUAACCAAGUCCACAAUCGUCAACGUCAUAAACAUCAUCAAGAGCACGAUCCUCGAUGUCGACGACGAAUGGGUGAGCCGUCACCUAACAUUCUUCAAGUCGAUCGAACAUAUUACAGACACCGAGGUCGCGCUGGCCUUGACCUUUGGAUCGGACAUUUACAUCUCCUCCUGGCUAAACUUCGGCGCUGAUCUUCACUGGGGCAUACCCGGUACAGAUCUAGGCAAGGACUCCCUUGCUGGUCGACCUGAGUUCAUCAGGCGAUCUUAUGGACCGGGUGAUGGUGGAAUGAUCUUCCUCCCGCGCCGUAGACAAAUUGCGAACGAAAAGGAAGCGCCCUUUGAGAUCCUCGUACGACUCGCCGACGAAGACAUGACGCGUGUGUUGAACGAAGAGGGCGGGCUAAGCUGUUGGGCCGACGCCGUGAUUGAGUAA